GAUACACCCAACUCUCAAUAUUUUCAAGUCUCUGUACUUUCCAAUCUCAAUACUUUCAAGUCUCCAUACUCCCAACUCUCCAUCAAAAUACAAGAAUUAGUUCAACAAUUUCCGAAAUCCUCAAUCUUCAGAAAAACUUUCGAAGCAUUAAAAAUGACAAUCCAUAACCCAAACCUCAAUCCCGCGCAGAAUAUCUACAAUGCACCUACACAACCUCAAUAUGCGGUUCAUAGUCACAAUCGCACGAUUCCGUUGAAUCAGGGACAAGAUUCGGUUCAUGUAUCUGCUAGUUUGGGAGGUGCUGGAGUACAGUCCGGAGCUGCUCAGAAUUAUAAUGUUAGUGGAGGAGCUGUUUCGAAUUCAGGAGGUGGAAAUACGGGACAGAGUGUUGCGAGAUCCAGUAGUCGAGGUCAAUUUCUGAACAACGGAGGCAGAAAUGCGAAUGGAGUUGCGAAUAGGGGCGGAGCUUCUCAAAAUACAAAUACAGCAAUGGUAGUGCAUGGUCAUGCUCAAGUUCAGCAUCCACAAAUUUCUCCAGUUCAUUACGGUACACUUCAUCCUCAGUAUCAACAUGUCCCUUACCAGCAUACGCAUAUUCAUCAAGCACAAGUCCAUCCUCAAGGUCGCGAUCCAUAUCCAUAUCCGAACAUUCCAUUUCACUGCAUGCAACCUCAUGCAGGAGGUUUGUUGGGCACACUUGUUCCCUAUGUUCCUCUUUCUCGCACAGGACCUACAAGUAUUCCUCGGAGCAUUCAGGGUGUGAUUAGCCCGGAUCAUGCACCACGAAUUCAAAUCCCGGCUUAUCCAAUCCCCUAUGGAUAUCAUCUACAGGGCAAUAUGGCUGUUAAUGGAUGGGAUAGUAGAUGUGAUGGAAGUAAUGGCUUUAGGGGACGUGGAACCGGUUCGAGAGGUGGUAGGGGACGCGGAGCAAGAGAUAGCAGAAGAAGAUAGGGUGGGGGAUUCGAGGACUGUUGAGAAUGGAUGGAGGUGGUGCUGUUCUAGGGAAUUCUGUCUAGAUGCAGUUAAGGCUGGGGCUUGGGGGGAAUAGUUUGGGAUUGGAAGAUCA
Molecule: messenger RNA, 1066 nt
Organism: Botrytis cinerea B05.10
Lineage: Eukaryota; Fungi; Ascomycota; Leotiomycetes; Helotiales; Sclerotiniaceae
Exons: 1
Coding region: 154-951 (265 amino acids)
Source: RefSeq, a predicted model, not a curated record